Serendipita indica DSM 11827 is the source of this 1143-nucleotide messenger RNA. NCBI's taxonomy places the organism in Eukaryota, Fungi, Basidiomycota, Agaricomycetes, Sebacinales, Serendipitaceae. The record is from the annotation of a GenBank genome assembly.
AUGUCUGUUGCCCUCGAGCUAGAAGCGGUGCGAAAUGAUGGACUCUCCCUUGUACAGAUUGCCCAGAAUCUUCAGCUCACGCGCUGGAUGAAUGCCGUCGCAAUCUCCUUACUAAUCUAUGACACCUCGCUGAUUUUCGGUGACGAAGUGCAACUGUUCUGGCCAAAGCGGUGGAGUGUCAUCAAACUGUUCUACUAUCUAAACCGGGCAUUAUGCGCGGUGUUUACGCUCAUUAAUGCUCAGCAGUUCAUUAGCAGUAGGACAAUGUCGGAUAGAUUCUGCACGUAUAGCCUCAUAGGCGUUGGCUAUGCUACAUUCCUUUCAUUUGCAAUGUGCAACUGGAUGCUUCUCGCGCGCACUCGAGCACUUCUUGGGCAUAGCCGCCCCACGUUCAACACUCUCCUUGUUAUCUACUUCUUCUUAUCCUACGCCAUUACUGGUGUACUUGUCGCUAUCACCUCCCACGAAUUCCGCACCAAAAUUUUCUUCUCGCCGACAAUGCACAUCUGUUCCUCUUCCAUUCAUCCGAAGACGAUGGGGUUUAUCUGGGUACCUCCAAUGCUCUUUGAGGCCACAAUAUUCGUUGUCACGACCAUCAAACUCUAUGACAAGACGAGGCACAGCAGGGGCUUUGGCACCUACCUGUUCUCCAUCCUCUUCCGCGACGGCGUAUGCUACUACGUCUCCAUCCUCCUGUUCCGGACGUGGAACCUCGUUGCUUGGAACAUGAGACCCAUAUCAUUUACCUUUACUGGCGUCUUCAUCCUCUGGGUCAUCAUGUCCAUCGCAUGCUCCCGACUACAGCUCAACCUGCUCAGAGCUGCCAACUACCAAAGCGAGACAUGUGGUACUGGCGGAGUGAUAAGCGGAGGGGCGUCAAACACGAGGAGUCGCGAUGUACCGAUAUUUGGACGGCGAGCAAGUGGUAGCCGAUGGCUUCAACGGCCCAGAAAUCCGAGACUGACAUUGGAUGAUGCGAGUGAGAAGAAACAAUCUAUACUCAACACCGUUUUCCAGCAGUCGGUUUCGGCAGUACGUUCGUUGGGUAAAAGAACGAAGCCACAGGAUGUUGAAAUCACAGUGCUAACCGAGGUCGUCCUGCAACGAGAUGAUCUAGGUGUUAAUGCUCGACGAUAUUCUUAG